GCUGCCGGGCCCGCCCCCGAAGUGCCUUGGGGAGAGACAAAGAGACCUCGCCCCCGGCGCAGCCCGGCGCCAGCCGGCCCCGCGUCCCCAGCCAGGUUCCCCGGGCCAUGCAUGGGCAGCAACCGGUGUCACUCCGCUCUUGGGCGCUCGGCUCCGGCCCUCUGAUCGCCCCCCAGCCCUCCCCGGAUUCCGCGAUCGCGCAUCCCUCGCCGCCGGUCCCUCCCGUCGGCCCAUCUGUCCGUGCGUCCCGGCGAGCCCCGUUGGCUCAGCGGUUUGGAUGGACGCGCGCGGGCUGCCCGGGUGUCCAGGGAUCUUGCUGUCCAAGUUGGUCCUGCUCUUUGUCUAUGCAGAUGAUUGCUUUGCUCAGUGUGGCAAAGACUGCAGAUCCUACUGCUGUGAUGGAACCACGCCCUACUGUUGCUCCUACUAUGCCUACAUUGGAAAUAUCCUCUCGGGCACAGCAAUUGCUGGCAUCGUGUUUGGAAUUGUGUUCAUCAUGGGAGUCAUUGCUGGAAUUGCCAUCUGUAUCUGCAUGUGCAUGAAGAACAACCGGGGGACUCGGGUGGGCGUCAUCAGGACUACCCACAUCAACGCUAUCUCCUCAUACCCUGUAGCACCGCCCCCCUAUAGUUACGACCAGGAGAUGGAAUAUUGUGCGGACUUGCCUCCUCCAUACUCCCCCGCUCCUCAGGCCACAGCGCAGCGUUCUCCACCUCCUCCUUAUCCUGGAAAUUCACGGAAGUAAUCCUUCUCUCCAGAGCCGCACAUGUGCAAAUCAGAGCCCUGGAGGGGAUUAAAAUGCCGCAACUCAGAAACAGAGAGGGAAGGACAGCUGUAAGGAAUACUUGGCUCCAUUAAACAAUAUGCUGAGAAGAAUGUUCAGGCUAAGAAACACAGUGUUUCUACUCAGAGCUAACCUCAUCUGGAGUAUUUUAUGUGCUUGGAUGGGAAUACAUUGAAGAAUCUCGGGAUCCGCAAAAGCACAAAGAACUGUAAUGAAAUAGACCCCAGAAAAGUCUGGAAAACACAUUGCUUAAGAAAAUUAUACCAUCGAUCCUUUGACUCUGGAAGUGAGAAGAUCCAAGAGUAUAGACUAAACAACAUAAAGAAAUAGCAAUCUUCUGUGUUGUUUUAACAGUAAUGAUGAGAAUUGUUCUUUCCUUCACUCACGAAUUAAUCCAGAUCCAGUGCCGGGGUGCCCAUUCUGUGUUUUAUGCUCUUUGAAGCACUAGGAUGGAAGUUACAGGAAGGGAAUUUUGGUUUCACCAUAAGGAGUAAUUGAAACUUUUUUUUUUGGUCACUAGGACGCUUUGUGAAGACCCCAAAAUAGAACUUAGAAGACUGUCAGGCAGAAAGAUGUUCUAGAAGGGAUAGGUAAAUGAAAUGUAAGUAGACUCCAUGGGUUCCAGUUCUGCUAAUGUUUUAGGUAGAUGUAAGAUGCAGUUCUGUAUCUCUAGGAAUAAAAACAACAGGAAAAGUUGAAGACUAUUUAACUGGAGACUUAGAGGAGAAUCAGAAGUACUUUAAUAGCUGCAUGAAGCUAAGAAUCCUUCAGCGCUACUGCUAGCUAAAAAUCAUGACUUUAUUUAGAAUAUUAGUAGAAUAUAAAUUUAUUUAGAAUAAAAAUCAUGACUUUAUUUAGAAUAUAGGGGUUAUUCCAAAUGUGAACCAAAAAACGAAGUUCCACCAACACCAAAUUUACCGCCUUGGAUUAAAAGAUAAGAAGCCAAAUAUCCCCAUGAGACCUUCCUUCAUAAAGUAAAAUCUCAGAACUUGACCAUGAAAUAUAUUGCAGCUUACAAAAGAGAAGAAUGAAAAGAGAAAUUUGAAUUCUCUUCUGUAGAAUUCUAUUUGCAUGUAACUUAAAGUUUGUUUUACUUUUGUACUAUCUUAAAUCAUUGCUAUACAGUUAAUGAACAAGUUAAGAUAUUGACAUCAAAUUGAUGCCUUUUGCCAAAAUUCCAAUUUUAUGACGUGCCUUCCUUUAGGUGUGAACAGCUUUUAAUAACUGAUUCCACUGUGCCAUAUUUUGCUGCAAGUGCCCUUCACAUUUAUAUUUUCAUACGAGUACUUUUUAAUAUAUUCAAAAUUAUACAUUGAACAAAAAUUGGAAACAAAUGACCAAAUAUUUUUGUCACAUUGCAAUUCAAACUUUUUAAUCAAGCAUCAUCAUAAUAAUUCAGUGAAAUUACAAAGAGAUGCUAAGAAAUUUACUGAAUAAAACAUAUAAAUGUCUUUAGGUAUAAAUUAUGUUUUCCUUACUUUGCAGUUACAAAUCUUACUAGUUAGGCAGUAUAUUUUACUUUUAAAUGCAUUGAUCUGAUAGAAAUACAGUCUAAAUGCCAAAGAGAUCUAAAAGUUAGGUAUAUUUUAAAUGGCUUACAUGAUUUUUCAGGCAUAGAUUAUUUUCUCGAGAAGACACAAAGUAUCCCAGACUUUCAGCCUAUUCUAGUGACUGAGACUUUAGCACAAUUUAAGAGUCCAUAUGCUUUAAUUUAUCUCUGUUCUGCAAAUGAGUAGACCAAUUACACUGUAGCUAUGCAACUCGAGUGCCAGGCUCUCUGUGAAUUUCAGAAUGUUGGUUGUAAAUGCAGCAUAUAUUCCUUGAGGAAAAGAAUGGAGAGAAAAACAAAAAGAACAGUGGGAAUUGAAUCAUUAUCAUCUUUGCUGUCAGUAAAUAUCCAUCAUGUUCUUCUGUUUCUGUAAACAUUUGCCAUAUUGGAGCCAUUUCGGUCCAUAUCAUCUCUUUUCUUUGAAUUGUUUUAUGGCCUCCCUCAAGGUAUAUCACAAACCCAUAGAGCUACAAUAGAUAAAUCUUUUUGCUAUUUGUAUUGAAUGUCACAAUACCAAAAAAGUACACAUUUUUCAGUAUAGAUAUUUGGAGUUCAGUGAUGAUUUUUGUAGGAAAUUUAUCUUGAGGGAAAAUAUAUAUGAUGUGAAAACUUCAGAUUAUAGUUAUUUAAGAACUAAUGUAUUUGCUGGGGCCAAAAAUUUUACAGAAAAAAUAAAAAUUGUAACAGGAAUUAUA
This is a messenger RNA of Sorex fumeus (smoky shrew), 3028 nucleotides long. It is a transcript of the gene CYYR1, whose product is annotated as cysteine and tyrosine rich 1. The record is from RefSeq and is a predicted model, not a curated record. The coding region runs from base 278 to 745 and encodes 155 amino acids. NCBI's taxonomy places the organism in Eukaryota, Metazoa, Chordata, Mammalia, Eulipotyphla, Soricidae. The transcript is spliced from 4 exons.